Messenger RNA from Coregonus sp. 'balchen', 3404 nucleotides. The record is from the annotation of a GenBank genome assembly. NCBI's taxonomy places the organism in Eukaryota, Metazoa, Chordata, Actinopteri, Salmoniformes, Salmonidae.
GGUUGCGCAUGCGUUUACAACAGAAUGUGUAGGAUCUCAGCAAAUUAACACAAUAUUCAAGGGUUUGGAAACAAUUACAGUGGUAAUAUGGGCAAAUUAAAUGUUGUAGUUUUGAGAUAUCUGUCCAGAGAUGACUUCCGUGUCCUCACAGCGGUAAGUAAAUGUCCUGUUGCCGUUUUUAUAUUUUAAUUAAGCCGUCGGGACAGUAAUAAUGUAACGUUAUACUGUACAUGGUACACCGUGCCCCACUCAAGCAGCUCUCUGGCCAUCAAUCGUUACUUAAAGUGUUGUUCAUCAUAUUGGUUUGUAACUGUGACUGAGGCUCCCUGCAGGUUGAGAUGGGGAUGAAGAACCAUGAGGUAGUUCCAGUCAGCCUCAUAUCCUCCAUCGCCAGCCUGCGUCACGGGGGCUGCAACAAGAUCCUUAGAGAGCUCGUCAAGCACAAAAUAGUGGCCUACGAGCGUACUAAGAGUAAGAGCACUUACAAUGCUUCGUUUAAACAGGAAGGGUAGUUCACCCAGAAAUCAGUUUGCCACACAUUUCCAUUCCUCAACCUGAGUCUCUGUCACCACAGUAUAUGCAUUACGGAGGAAUCUACAGGCCCCACGUGAAUAGUGUGUUGUUGCAGUGAUUGAUGUGUGUCUAUGUAUUGUCUCCAGUGGUACAUGGCUACCGUCUGAACUACGGGGGCUAUGACUACCUUGCUUUGAAGACGUUCUGCUCUAGAGAAAUACUCCUUUCUGUCGGGAACCAGAUGGGUGUGGGGAAAGAGUCAGGUAAGAACUGACCAAAAACACACACACACUCGGGUAAGAACUAACCAUCCACUCUGUCUCUAUAACACAUACACACACAGGUAACAUAGCUCACACACACAACUCACACUUAAAGGUAAUGUAGUUGGAUUUGAGUCUCUGAGUUGAAUCGGGUGUCUUCUCUAGAAGUAAGUGGUUGUAUAUUGUGUGGUGUUCCUCCUGUAGAUAUCUACAUCGUGGCCAGUCCAGAGGGGGAGCAGUACGCUCUGAAGCUCCACAGGCUGGGGAGGACCUCCUUCAGGAACCUGAAGAUCAAGAGAGACUACCACAAACACAGGAAGAACAUGUCCUGGCUCUACCUCUCACGCCUCUCGGCCAUGAAGGAGUACGCUUACAUGAAGGUACUUGGCACCGACACGCAGUGUUCAGAGGCUUGCUUCUUCUGAAAAGAAGACUCAACCCUACUGUGAGGGUGUACUGUGAGGUCCUGGUGACCAUAGAUAAUGUUAUUCAACUGCUUUAUAUCUAUGCUGUUGACAUUGUGUGUCUGACAGCUUUGUGUCUCUCCUCUCAGGCCCUGUACGAACGAGGGUUUCCUGUCCCUAAGCCCAUUGACUAUAACAGACACGCUGUUGUUAUGGAGCUCAUCAAUGGAUACCCACUGUUAGUAAAACACACACACUCUUUUUGUUUCUCUGCCCAUCUUUCUCUCUCCCCUCCCUUCUCUGUUUCUCUUCACACACCUACUUCUCCCCUCCUCUAAUUUUUCUCUUGACACACCUUUGUCUAUGUCUAUCUCUCUCGCUCUCAUUUCACGUGUGUGAUUCUAGCCCUCUGAUUGGCUGUUCUGUUUGUGGUCUGAAUGAUUGACAGCUGUCAGGUGUGUGAGCUGGAAGACCCGUCUUCCAUGUACAAUGAUAUCAUGGAGCUGAUAGUGAAGCUAGCCAAUCAUGGCCUGAUCCACGGCGACUUCAAUGAGUUUAACCUGAUGCUGGACGACCACGAUCACGUGACCAUGAUCGACUUCCCCCAGAUGGUGUCUACCACACACUUCAACGCAGAGUGGUGAGUCACAUGCACACACACUCAUACCCUGACAGACUGAUGAGCACUGCACAUGUAGAAAAGCACACCAGACACACUCAAAUACAUAGUUAGAUAAACUUUCCUGUCUUGUCUCCAGGUAUUUUGACCGGGAUGUCAAAUGUAUACGAGAUUUCUUUGCCAAAAGAUACAAUUAUGAGAGUGAGCUGUACCCAACCUUCAAAGACAUCAGGUAAUUCAGCAUGUUUACUAUUAGCUCUACCAGUGGGGCAUUUGUCAUAAAGGGAGGUAGUCAGUGUGGAGGGGAGGGAGGUAGUGUGUGAAUGGGACUCACCCUGUGUUUGUCCUCUAGACGUUCCUGUUCUCUGGACGUGGAGAUCUCAGCCAGCGGCUUCACCAAAGACUUUGAGAGAGACGCAGCCCUGCUCGAUCCUGAAGGACCAGAUGGAGAGGAUGACGACGACGACGAGGGAGAGGAAGAGGAGGAGGAGGAGGAGGAAAUGGAGAAGACUAUGGACAUGGAGGAGUAUAGGCAUGCUAUAUUGGAACUGGAGGGGCUCAAAGUCAGCGACACACAGACAGAGACACACACUGAGACAGGAGACGAGGAGGGAGGAGAACCGAGAGAGACUGAUCCAGAGGCUGUUGUGAUGGGUGGUCUUGAUGAAGCGAGAGAAAAGGAGGAAGAGGAUGUGUGUCCUGAGCUGGUCGACCUCUCCUCCUCCAACAGAGAGUUCAAACCUUUCAGGUACAGAUCACACACACUUCUACACACAACUCCAUAUCUCUUCACACACCCACGUCUCUCUCCUCUUCACAUUUCCACCUCUUUAAAUCUCCUGUAGAGUGUUAAUGUAUGUCAAUGUCUCUUUCAAAUGUGUCAUUCUCCACCACGAGUCACAUCUGACAUAUGUUUCCUUUCCUUGGUGAUCAUGUUAAAGUCCAAUGAUCUCUCCUCCACAGAGACUCAGACAGCCUGCUCCAUGUGGUUGAACACAGCAGGAGGAGGACGGACAGUGAGGCUACCGCCGGCAGUGUAGGGAGCUGCUCUACUAUACCACCGGUCAGUACACACACACUCCUACAUGAUUAAACAUGCAUACGCUGACAUGGUCACACACUCACACGCGAUCCCUCCACUAAUGUAUGUAUUGUUGUGUUGUAGGAGGUGGUUCGUGCGAAGGUGAGGAGACAGCUGAGUAAGCAGCAGAAAGCAGCUCAGAGGAGACGACUGAUGAAGGGAGAAUCUAACCUGGUCACAGCGGAGAGGAGAGAGAAUCAGAGUAACAUCAAAUCUAGUCUGGAGACUGAUGGCUUCUGGGGCUGAGAGGGACGUGCGUGUGUGAUUGAGUGUGAGUCAAGUGUGUGUGUGUGAGAACCUGGUCACAAGGACAACAGAACAUGAUGAGAACAUGAACCACAUUGGAGAGGAAAGGGACACAUUGGAAGAAGGCCUCUCUCCCAGCGACGAGCCCCCAGUGUUGAACUGUCCUGCUUUGUAUCUACUGCAGUGUGAAUACUUUCAAUAAAGACAACUUUAAUAUGAUGACAAUGAGUCCAGGUGUGUGAUCACAAUAUACGCUGAGUGCACAAAACAUUAGGAAC